Molecule: messenger RNA, 1143 nt
Organism: Dreissena polymorpha
Lineage: Eukaryota; Metazoa; Mollusca; Bivalvia; Myida; Dreissenidae
Product: apelin receptor-like
Exons: 1
Coding region: 1-1143 (380 amino acids)
Biological process (GO): G protein-coupled receptor signaling pathway
Cellular component (GO): plasma membrane
Molecular function (GO): G protein-coupled receptor activity
Source: RefSeq, a predicted model, not a curated record
AUGACUGAUAAUCGUGAUUUACAUGAUAAUUACACCGCCAACACCACCAUGGCUUUGGACAUUAUAACUGUUUCAAAGCUGGUCAGUAAUUGCAUCUGGCGUUUCGUGCCGCCUGUACUCUUUGUGUUGGGCACAUUCGGAAACCUUCUCUCCAUUUACGUCCUGAACCGAAGUGACAAAACAUCAACGUUGAUAAAUCUCUCCGCACUAGCGGUCUGCGAUCUCUUUGCGCUCUACAGCGGCCUUGGGCGCGAGUGGAUUAUCCACGUUUUCAAGUAUGACAUCAGAGAUUUCAGUGACGUCUUUUGUAAACUUCACUUCUACUCCGUGACGUUUAGCCUUCAGUUUUCGUCCUGGAUUUUGGUAGCCAUUACUAUCGAGCGGGUGAUAAGCGUUCAGCGGCCGCAUAUGGCCAAGUUGGAGUGCACCAAGAUGUUCGCGUUGACCGUCCUUUGCACGGAGUCCCUGGUUUUGUUAGUCUUAGAUGGACAUCUACUGUACGGCUUUUCAUUGACUCAUAACAACGCGACGACGUUCUCAAACGGAAGCGCGAACGAGAGUAACUACAGUCUGAAACUCAAGUGUCAGCCCAGUCAGGUCAAUGAGCAAUACGCUCGCUUCGUUUAUUACGUAUGGACCUGGAUCGACUUCGGUGUUGCGUUUCUGCUACCUUUUGUUAUUCUAUUAACGUGUAACGUUCUAAUAGUCGUAAACAUAAAACAGAGUCAGCGUUUCCAACGAGUAGCCACUAGCAAAAACGCUCGAACCUCGCUGAAUUCGCAAAAGCCCGUCCUUUCCCUGACAGCCAUUUUGUUGACCUUGAACUCGGUGUUUUUCAUAUGCGUCGGCCCGGCAAACAUCUUCCUGAUUGGUCAGUUCUACUGGUGGCCGUAUGACGUCAGCAACGAAUACGACGAGGCCAUAAUGGAGUUAGUCUGGGCCGUUGUUGGAAUUCUGAUGUACUCGAACAACGCAGUUAACUUCAUAUUGUACAUAUUUUGCGGCUCGCAAUUCCGCGCGGAAGUGAAAUGUCUUCUUCUGAAAAUAUGCGGCAAAAGCACGAGAAUCUUGCCUCGCAGACGUCAGUUCGCCUGUCACGCGCUCACCAUCAAUAUUUCGUACAAACAGACGUCCAGCUGUUGA